This is a messenger RNA of Anoplophora glabripennis (Asian longhorned beetle), 2789 nucleotides long. Its product is annotated as probable aconitate hydratase, mitochondrial. Gene Ontology annotation, molecular function: 4 iron, 4 sulfur cluster binding; aconitate hydratase activity. Bases 156 to 2522 code for a protein of 788 amino acids. Gene Ontology annotation, biological process: tricarboxylic acid cycle. Gene Ontology annotation, cellular component: mitochondrion; cytosol. The record is from RefSeq and is a predicted model, not a curated record. The transcript has 9 exons. Lineage: Eukaryota; Metazoa; Arthropoda; Insecta; Coleoptera; Cerambycidae.
AUUUUGACCGAAGCGUGCGCAGAUUCAGUUCUCGCAGACAGCUGACUUGUUUGUAGGAAGAAAAGGGAGCCGAGUCGUUGAAGCGUUACGUGGGCAAUUUGUUACCCACGUCUAUAAACUUACUUUUUGGAGCUGCGGGGGUUUCUUUUGCAACCAUGGCGUACUGUAUGCGAGUUUUGCAUCGCCAGGGGGGCAAAGCCGGCAGCUUGUUGUUCAGCGAGAUACAGACGAGAUGCUUCCAUAUUUCACCCUUAGCAGCAGCCGCUGCAAGGGUGGCGAUGAGCAAAUUCGACACGGAACCUCUGCCUUACGAGAAACUCACUCAGACCUUGCAGAUAAUCAAAAAGAGGCUCAACAGGCCCUUGACCCUUUCCGAAAAAGUUUUGUACUCUCACAUUGACCAGCCAGACACUCAGGAAAUCGAACGUGGCACCUCCUACUUGAGACUGCGCCCCGACAGGGUUGCCAUGCAGGAUGCCACCGCCCAAAUGGCGAUGUUGCAGUUUAUAUCUAGCGGCCUUCCGAAAGUCGCCGUGCCCAGUACCAUCCACUGCGACCAUCUCAUCGAGGCUCAAGUGGGUGGCGUUAAAGAUCUUGCCAGGGCUAAGGACAUCAACAAGGAAGUUUACAACUUUUUGGCGUCCGCCGGUAACAAGUACGGCGUUGGCUUCUGGAAACCCGGAUCCGGUAUUAUUCAUCAAAUUAUCCUGGAAAACUACGCCUUUCCCGGCCUCCUCAUGAUCGGUACGGAUUCGCACACACCCAACGGCGGCGGCCUCGGCGGUCUAUGCAUUGGUGUGGGUGGCGCCGAUGCCGUCGACGUAAUGGCUAGCAUUCCUUGGGAACUCAAAUGUCCCAAGGUCAUCGGUGUCAAACUGACAGGAAAAUUAUCCGGGUGGACAUCCCCGAAGGACAUCAUCCUCAAAGUCGCCGACAUCUUAACCGUCAAGGGAGGCACCGGAGCGAUCGUCGAGUACCACGGGCCCGGCUGCAAUUCCGUCUCCUGUACCGGCAUGGCCACUAUUUGCAAUAUGGGCGCCGAAAUCGGAGCUACGACCUCGCUUUUCCCCUUCAACAAUAGGAUGAGCGAUUACUUGAACGCUACGAACCGUUCGGAAAUCGCCCAAUUGGCCGAGAAGUACCAAGAUGUGCUUCUUACCCCGGACAAAGGUGCCGAGUACGACCAGCUCGUUGAAAUCAACCUGGACACUCUGGAACCGCGCGUCAACGGCCCGUUCACACCCGAUUUGGGAAAUCCCAUCAGCAAGCUGGGACAAAACGCGAAGAAAAACGGCUGGCCAAUCGAUAUCAAGGUGGGACUUAUCGGUUCCUGCACCAACAGCUCGUACGAGGAUAUGGGCAGGUGCGCGAACAUCGCCAAGGAAGCGAUGAGCCACGGUGUGAAAUCGAAGAUUCCCUUCAACGUCACGCCCGGAUCCGAACAAAUCAGGGCCACCAUCGAGAGGGACGGGAUUUCCAAAACGCUGACCGAAUUCGGCGGAACUGUACUCGCAAAUGCUUGUGGGCCCUGCAUCGGCCAGUGGGACCGUAAGGACGUCAAGAAAGGCGAGAAGAACACCAUCGUCACAUCCUAUAACAGAAACUUCACUGGUCGUAAUGACGCCAAUCCCGCCACCCACUGCUUCGUCACCUCUCCGGAACUAGUCACUGCCCUAAGCAUCGCCGGGACCCUGAACUUCAACCCGCUCACCGACGAAAUUCAAGGUACUGACGGCAAAAAAUUCAAACUCUCUCCACCCUUCGGAGACGAGCUCCCCAGCAAAGGCUUCGAUCCCGGCCAAGACACGUAUGAGGCACCCGUGAAGGACGGCAGCAAAUUGUCCGUCAACGUCGAUCCGAAAUCUCAACGUUUGCAGCUGUUGGAACCCUUCGACAAGUGGGACGGGAAGGACCUGGAAGAUUUGACCAUUCUCAUCAAGGUCAAAGGGAAGUGCACCACCGAUCACAUAUCGGCGGCCGGGCCUUGGCUGAAGUACCGCGGUCACCUGGACAAUAUCUCUAAUAACAUGUUCAUUGGGGCGACAAACGCCGAGAAUGGCGAAAUGAACAAGGUGAAGAACCAGGUGACGGGCGAGUGGGGCACGGUGCCCGACACGGCGCGUUUCUACAAGGCCAAGGGCAUCAAGUGGGUGGCCGUCGGCGACGACAACUACGGCGAGGGCAGCUCCCGCGAACACGCCGCCCUCGAACCCAGGCACCUGGGGGGCCGCGCCAUCAUCGUCAAAUCCUUCGCUCGCAUCCACGAGACCAACCUGAAAAAACAAGGACUUUUACCUCUAACGUUCGCCAAUCCCAGCGAUUACGAUAAGAUCCAGCCCACCGACAAGGUCAGUCUGAAGGGCUUGAAAAACCUCGCGCCCGGCAAGCCAGUGGAAUGCGUGAUCAAGCACGCCGACGGUUCCACCGAUAAGAUCUUGCUUAACCACUCGUUGAACGAGCUGCAGAUCGGGUGGUUCAACGCCGGCAGCGCGCUCAACAGGAUGAAGGAGCUCGCCGCGUAGUAGUAGGUAGGAGAUAAGGAUUAUUUAAUUGUGUAGAUUAAUAAAUUACGUACUUUGUUACAAGUGGUUUUUUUGAAGAAAUUUCUGGUCUUGUUACUGCCCCCGUUUAUGUGUAAAUUUAGUUAAACAGCCCAGACGAGCGAGUGUUGGGAAAGAAAACAAUAGAUGGCGACACUUACACUCUGAAUAGGGAUUUUAUAGGAGUCGCCGUCAGUUAAUUUCUUUCCUAAGUUCGUCUAACUGCGAUUAUAUACACAUACGAGGGUG